AUGUCGAAGUUGAUGGAGGCUGGUGGGUUUCAACUCCAGAAAUGGUGCAGUAAUGGUCCUAAACUACUAGAUCACAUUGAAAGAGACAAGCAGAGAAUCGAUCAUUCAUUUAUUUUUAAGGCUAGCAAUAUGAUUAAGGUACUGGGAAUAACCUGGAAUAAAAUAUCUGAUAACUUCGAAUACUCCUACAACUUACCAGAGCAAGAGGAGCCAAUUACAAAACUUAAGGUGUUGUCAGAUAUAGCCCGGCUCUAUGAUCCU
Messenger RNA from Brenthis ino (lesser marbled fritillary), 261 nucleotides. Lineage: Eukaryota; Metazoa; Arthropoda; Insecta; Lepidoptera; Nymphalidae. The record is from the annotation of a GenBank genome assembly.